Messenger RNA from Aspergillus steynii IBT 23096, 981 nucleotides. RefSeq names its product class I SAM-dependent methyltransferase. The record is from RefSeq and is a predicted model, not a curated record. The transcript is spliced from 2 exons. The coding region runs from base 1 to 981 and encodes 326 amino acids. NCBI's taxonomy places the organism in Eukaryota, Fungi, Ascomycota, Eurotiomycetes, Eurotiales, Aspergillaceae. Gene Ontology annotation, molecular function: methyltransferase activity.
AUGCCAACCUACACAACCAACCACGCCCCCUCCGUCCUCCAAACCCACAGCUGGCGCACCGCCACCAACUCCGCCGCCUACCUCCUCCCCUACAUCCAACCGGGGAUGAAAAUCCUCGACAUCGGCUGCGGCCCAGGGAGCAUCAGCCUCGACUUCGCGCGGCUCGUCACCCCCACCGGCCACGUCACAGGGGUAGAAUACAGCCCCGACCCGCUCGCAACCGCGCGGGGCCUCGCCGCCUCGCAGGGCGUGGACAACAUCACCUUCCGCGUCGGCGACAUCCACAACCUCUCCGACUUCGCGGACGGCUCGUUCGACAUCGUCCACGUGCACCAGGUCCUGCAGCACAUCGCGGACCCGGUGCUCGCGCUGCGGGAGAUGCGGCGCCUCGCGAAGCCCACCGGCGGCAUUGUCGCGGCCCGCGAGUCGGCCUCGCUGUCGUGGUUUCCACCCAACGAGGGCAUCGAGGCGUGGGAUGGUCUGACGAGGAGAGUGGCGCGUGCGAAGGGCGGGAAUCCGCAUCCGGGGUCUUGGGUCCAUGUUUGGGCGGAGGAGGCGGGGUUUGCGAGGGAUAGGGUCCGGAGGAGCGCCGGGGCGUGGUGCUUUAGUACUCCUGAGGAGAGGGCGUAUUGGGGCGGGUCCAUGGCGGAGAGGAUGCGCGGGUCGGGGUUCGCGGAGAUGGUGGUGGCAGAGGGGUUUGCGGGGGAGGAGGACCUAAGGGGGAUGGAGAGGGGGUGGAGGGGGUUUGUGGAUUGUCCACACGGGUGGUUUGGGGGAACUCACGAAGUUGUAUGGAUCGGCGGAAAACUCCUCGUCGAGAUGAACACCGUCUGGUUUGUGGCUCCCUUCUCUGCCAGCCCGUCCGUCGCUCUGCACCCCGGCGUCAGCAUGAACUCGGCCUCGAGCGGUCUCGAACCACAAGAGCAGGAGGGGCACGGGACUCAACAUACAUCUGCUCAAUCCAUCUCCCAUGUUGCUUGA